GGGUAAUGUAGUUCAUCUCCAUAGCAAAACGUGUGGAUUAUGUAGCGCUAGGUUUACCUUCGCUAAGGAAAUCAUAUUACGCUUUUCGCCCGAAUAUUGCGUGUUAAAAUUGGAUAUAGCAAACAUAACGCGCUUAUUCAAUUCGUUGCGAUGGACGACAGAUUCCUGCAAUGGAAGAAACAGUGUAUGUCUAAAAUCGACUUGAGCAAGAAGGGCAGUGUCGAUGAAGACAUUUCGGACGUCGUUGCGUUUAUUAACGAUUCUGAGAAUUAUUUCACGACAAGCUCCUGUUCCGGACGAAUAACACUCAUAGAUGGGGUCUCGGAGGUGCAGAAGAAAGACUGCAACUGGCUCUUCGUGACGCACCAGAAGUGCCAAAGCGCCGAUGUGGUUAGUCCAUAUUUUACUCUUUCACCAUACAACGGCCGUGCAGUUGGUGAUGCAGCGCUGUCAUUCCUGCAGGUCGCGAGCCUGGCGAGGGCUGGAGGGGACGCGUCCUUCCGGUUCGAGCCCUUCGUGCUGCACGUGCAGUGCCGGAGGCUGGAGGACGCCCAACUCCUGCACUCUGUGGCAGUAAAUUCUGGCUUCAGAAACUCAGGGAUGACUGUUGGCAAAAAGGGUAAAAUCAUUACGGCUGUAAGGAGCACGCACUGUCUGGAAGUUCCUCUCACGCAUGAAGGCCAGCAGCUGGUCAGUGGGGAUUACGUCAGCUUUCUGGUGGAAGUGGCCAAUCAGAAAAUGGAGGAAAACUUCAGACGAAUGAGAAGAUUCUACGACUGCUUACAGUCGGCGAUGUGUGCAGAGCAAUGUCACAGCCCGAAGGUGACAGAUGCGAAGGCGGAAAAGUCUGUGUACAAGCGAAGAAGGAGACAGGCUCAAGAGCCGGAGGACGUAUGUGACAGUCACAAAGACGACACGUCAUCGGAGGAGGACGGUGCUCUGGAAAGCGGACUCCACCUGCUGCUGUAACUUUUAACCAGGAUUUGUCACAUGCAGUCUGAGAAUGAUUGAAUUUGCUGCACACUUACUGAAACGUGUGCAGGUUAACCCAGACUAACCAGUCACCUAAAGAUUACCCAGGUCAAGGCAGGACUCUGUAUGAGUGAAUGAUCAAAUACUCUAUGUCCAUUUGAACAAAAGUGAUAAUUUUCAAAAGUAAGUAAAGAGAAAGCAUAGCAGUUUAGCUGCCUGUCGAGAGAGGAUGGGAGGCUAAAGCAGGAAUGUCCUUGAGUGCACCGUAAGCCUGGCUCCCGGACUGCAAGUUUAAACAGCUGACACUUCAUUCCUCCGUUUUGCCCAGCAGAUGCUCAUCACUGCCUGCAGUUUGUCUGCAUUGGGCGGUGAAAGUGUAAGCAAAGCGAAAGCAGCCUGUCUCCGCCAAUCAUCCGCCUCUUUGCUUUUGUGUUUCAGUAAAUCCGCUUCAGUUUACGCACGAGUGUGGCAUGGGUCUCGCGGGGGUGCGCGG
Molecule: messenger RNA, 1465 nt
Organism: Paramormyrops kingsleyae
Lineage: Eukaryota; Metazoa; Chordata; Actinopteri; Osteoglossiformes; Mormyridae
Gene: tyw3
Product: tRNA-yW synthesizing protein 3 homolog (S. cerevisiae)
Source: RefSeq, a predicted model, not a curated record